CCUCACCUUGCAGGGCUGUAGCUGGACAUUCAGGGAGCUGCAUUCAUUAGCUAUAUCCCUUUCAGGGUGGGGGCUGGUAGAGCUGAUUGCCUGACCCUACACCUUCAACUCCUCCUCUGCUUGUCUGGAUCCAGCUGGUCUGGAGAAACAAAGCAGCUUUCCUCCUUACUCCUAUUCUGUGUGGACAUUACAGCCGUACAGGACGUAUCUUGGCAAAGCAAAUGAAAACCAUGCAGAACUGCCACUGGGAAAUAUUAGAAACUUCCUUUUAGAUUGGGUUCUGUGUUGGAUCCAUCCUGGGCCACAGGCAGUAAGUGCUGUGGACGGCACCCCAUGAGAAUGUUUGCUGUGGAGUGUAUGCAAGAUACUCAUUAUUGCAGCAUGUGUCCUGUCAGGACUGACACUUCCCUGGAGCUACAGAGAUCAGAGGCAAGUGAGCCACUCUCAACCUGUGCCCCCCGGGGGCUAUAUUCCAGUGGACACGUGUGCAUCUGCAGCCCAAGCAUGAAAGCCCUGGAUACUUUCCUUGCCCCCUUAUCCAAAAAGUCAUAUUACUGGUCCAUUGACUGCAGCCAGCUUCCCUAUUUUGUCCCAGGGGAAAAUCAGAAUAAUAAAAAUGUCAAGAAAGAGAAAAAAAUGGUUACAAGGAGACCUUUGGGGACUAUUGAGUACACAGCAACCGGCACAGACACUUUAAACAGCAUUGCAUUAAAGUUCAAUCUAACUCCGAAUAAACUGGUGGAACUGAACAAGCUCUUCACACAUACUAUUGUGCCUGGACAGAUUUUAUAUGUGCCAGAUAGUAGUGUUGCUUCCAUUGCAAGAGAUCCAAAAGCAAAUGCUGGAAUACUCGCUUCACCUCUUUCAUCAGAUGCAGAAUAUGAUAAGCUUCCUGAUGCUGACUUGGCACGUAAAGCUUCAAAACCAAUUGAAAGAGUUUUGUCAUCUACAUCUGAAGAAGAGGAACCUGCUGAUGUAAAGUUUAUAAAAAUGAACUGUAGAUAUAUUACUGAUGGAAAGGGUGUUGUGGGCGGAGUCAUGAUUGUCACUCCCAAUAAUGUAAUGUUUGAUCCACAUAAAUCAGAUCCCUUAGUCAUUGAAAAUGGCUGUGAGGAGUAUGGCUUGAUAUGCCCCAUGGAAGAAGUGGUCUCUGUUGCUCUUUACAACGAUAUCUCACACAUGAAAAUUAAAGAUGCGUUACCAUCCGACAUACCCAAGGAUCUUUGUCCUCUGUACAGGCCUGGAGAGUGGGAAGAUUUGUCAUCAGAAAAGGAUAUCAAUCCGUUUAGCAAAUUUAAGAAUCUUAGCAAAGAAAAGAGGCAGCAGAAUGGAGUCUCUGGACAAAGCAUUGCAGAGAACAAGCUUAUUACUACAUCAAGCAAAGAUCUUGAUCUAAUAAAAAUAACAACUGAGCUGGAGCCAAAAAAUGGAUCUGAUGGACAAUUAUCCCCUGUGCAAUUAACUGUUGAUGAGAGGCUUGCAAUACAGACCGAUCAGUCAAUUGAAAAUAUAACUAGCUCUAGAACUAAGAAAGCUGAUAAUUCUCCCGUUGAAGAUGACUUCAUUGAGUUGGUAGCGACAACAGCAGAGGCGAAUUGCAAAAAUAACUAUAAAGAAUCAGAAAAUCCCACAGUUGUUGGGGAAGCUAUAGAGCACAGCAUGUUCCAGAAUGACAUUCCAUGUAAUAAUUCUGAAAGUAAUAGGACUGUAGAUGUCAUUUGCCCAGUAGAACAAAUUUCUGACCCUGUAAAAAGAAUAUGUUUAGUGUCUGAUAAAACUGAGACGACCUCUGAUUCUGAUUUUAUCCAGACUCUACAACAAAGCAAAAAUAUUGAGCUUUGCCUGAGUCCUGCUGAAAAGAACAAAUUAGAUAUUUGUGGAUUCCAAAGAUCAGAUUUGGAUAACAGUGGAGAUGAGGGUAAAGUGAUGAGUUGCAUCAACCUGGAACCUAAAAAUAUUACAGAAGUCACCACUGUAACACAGAAUGUUGAGAAUAAACUUUCUAAGCCUGAGGAGAAGGCUUCUGAGGAGUCAGUAGAUUCUCUUUCACCAAGUUCCCCUGAAGUACCCAGUCAAAAGGAAACACUAAUGGACAGUGAAUCAGAACUAAAGCUCUGGUUAAUAAAGAGAAUGCAAAGACCGAUAGAAGACUUGUUUCCAUCCAAAGAGGAGAAGAGCAAGAUCCCUCCAAUGUUUCUCUGUAUUAGGGUUGGCAAGCCCAUGAGGAAGUCUUUUGCCAGCCAAAGUACUGCAGUUGUGCAACAAUACAUUCGAAGAAGAAAACAGCCAGAAUACUGGUUUGCUGUUCCACAAGAGAGGGUUGAUCAUCUGUACAACUUUUUUGUUCAGUGGUCACCAGAGGUCUAUGGUAAAGAUGCAAAAGAGCAAGGUUUCGUGGUGGUGGAAAAGGAUGAGUUAAAUAUGAUUGACAACUUUUUCAGUGAACCUUCUACUAAAAGUUGGGAGAUCAUAACUGUAGAAGAGGCAAAGCGCCGCAAAAGUACCUGCAGUUGCUAUGAUGACGAUGAGGAUGAAGAGGAAACACUGGAAGAUUUUCUGCCAGACUUGAAACAGAAAAGCGUGCUGCUGGAUGACAUGCAGGUUGAGAAGCUGGCACACAAUCUUCCUGCAAGAGUGCAAGGCUACCUCUGGCAUCUGGUCUAUAGUACACAGGAACAUGGGACCAGUUUGAAGACAUUGUACAGGAAUUUGGCUACUGUGGACAGCCCUGUGUUGCUUGUGGUCAAGGACAUGGACAAUCAGGUGUUUGGGGCUUAUGCAACUCACCCUUUCAGGCUUAGUGAUCAUUACUAUGGAACUGGGGAAACAUUCCUAUACACUUUUUGCCCAGAUUUUAAGGUAUAUAAGUGGAGUGGAGAAAAUUCCUAUUUCAUAAAUGGAGACAUAAGCUUUUUGGGGCUAGGAGGAGGAGGAGGGCGUUUUGGCUUGUGGCUCGAUUCGGAUUUGUAUCACGGACGCAGUAACGCUUGCUGCACCUUUAAUAAUGACACUAUGUCCAAGAAAGAAGAUUUCAUUGUGCAAGAUAUAGAAGUGUGGGCUUUUGAAUAAACCAGGACAUAGACACUGAUGUCCUGCAAGAGGAGGUUCCAAUAGAAGUUACAAAACCACAUGUCUGCCUUUCUUCAACUUAAUCCACCAUGGACCAUCCCAUCACUGCAAUAGAGAUUCAAUUUAUUUCCUUAAAUGCACCAUAACGAGUCCAUUUUUGUGGUGGGUAAUGUCCACCCUAUUGCUAUUGCAAAGACUGAACGGAUACCUGUAGGAGAGAAGUCAAGCACUUGGUAAGGGUGCAGAAAAAGGUCCAAAAGUGAUACAUUUCUUUUGACUAUGAUGCUUAUUUUAAAAAUCAGACUUGAAAGUAUAUAUUCAAAACAAUGUGGCAAAUGCAUUGUUCCAUAAGUAGAAAGGGAAAGCAGAGAUGCCUUCAAUACUUGAAGAGAAUUGCAUUUUUUAAUGUUUGUGUUUUCUAGUUAAUUUAUUGCAUUAUGUCAUUACCUGCUUUUUAUGAGACAUGAGUUAUAAUGGCACUUGUUUCUUUUUAAGGUUACUAUUGCAUUUAUAUGUAAAUGCGUCCAUCAAUUAGAUAUAUUUAAUUCAAUCAUACAGACAUAAUUAUGCAGUACAGGUUUUCAAAAGAAGUUAUUUGUAACCCAUAUAUAGCUCCCUUUAAUUUGACGGCUUCAGAAAUUUCAGGACAAUGUCACUUCAUGGUAAAGUAUAACAAGAGCUAAAAAGAAACAACGUGCCCCAAAGCAUAAACAUUUUAUAAAAACAUAUAUAUAUAUAUGUUAACAAAAUAAAGUAGAACUGCAUAUGUUCUUUUAAUGUAACUGUGAACUGUUAUAAUAGUGAAUAGAAAAACCCUUAUCUUAUUGAAAAUGACUUCUGCUGGUUAUAUCAAAUAUUUCCAGUAAAAAUGUAACCAUAUUUUUUUCAAUAGUUAUUAUAUAAAGGGAAUCUAGACAAAAGGCUUUAGAAAUGUCCACACAUUCCAUAAAUUUCAAACAGCAUUCUUUGUAACAAAAUCUCUGGAAAAAGAACUUCUAGAUUGCCAUACUUACUAUGGGUUCCGUCAUUGGGGGCCAUAAGCAGCCUUAAAAGGCUGCAUAUAAAGAUCUGCAGCCUUUUUUUGGAAGUGUCAAUUAUUCUGAACAGGACCAUGGCAUGAUGUCUCUGGAGAGGGAAUGCUGGGAGGAUGAGCCAAGAUAUUAAACCACAAAACUUUUUAGCAGCCUUGUGCACUUAGAGCUUAUUCUUUCAAAUAAACAAUGUCUUCUUCUUCAGUAUAUAUAUACAAUAAGAGGUAUGGAAUCUAUUAUCUAAAAUGCUUGGGACCUGGGGUUUCUGGAUAAGGGAUUUUUCCGUAAUUUGGAUUACCAUAAUUUAAGGGCAAGGGCAGACAAAGCGUAAAUCAGCCCUGCACUUUUCUGCCUGGCCAAACGCCACUCUUUGUGUUUGCACUAAAACCCAUGGCAACAGCCAGAGUUGUGCACCUACAGAGCAGUGCAGAUUGGCAGUCGGCCUGGAAAAUGUUCGCUUUUGCGUUUUCCAGGCUGACCGGUGAUUCGCACAGUUCUGUGUGCGCACACUCUGGCUGUUGCCAUAGGUUUUAGUUUAAGCAUUACAUAAAUAGAAUUGUUUUGCCAGCAAUAUGGAGCAAGUACAAAGUACUGUUUUAUUAUUACAGAGAAAAAGGAAAUUGUUUUUAAAAAUUUGAAUUAUUUGCCUAAAAAUAGACUUUACGGGAAAUGGCCUUCCCAUUCAGAGCUUUUAACAGGAUAUAAAUUCUUAAAUAUGUACCAUCAUUAGAGCUGGGAAAUCAAAAUGGAAUGUUACUUUAAGAUUACUUCAGAAUUAAUUUCUUAAAUACUAUUUUAUGUAUUAUAAAAUUUUUAUAUACAAUAGUAAGUUCAAGCUAUACAGAAUUUGACAGAAAACAAGUGACUUGGUAAUGACAUGUAUAAUGAGAUGUGAAAGGAUUAUUCCAAAAACACCAUAUUGUACUGAGAAGCGCCGGUCGUUUCUGCAGCUUGAUUUUAUUUUUGUAUUUUCUUUUGUUUAGUAGCUAUAUGUUGAUUAUGUCUUUUUCUUGGAAAGUGAUGUAUAGGGAGAUUGCUGUCCUGAUUCUACUUAUUCAGUUCCACUGUAUUACAAAACAAGAUAGGUCACUGUCCGAGUUUUCCAGGUAGAUGGAUUUGCUGUUAUAAUAAAUUGAGUAUCUUAAGCAAAUAGUGGAUUUAUCCAUUUUGAUAAAAGGUGAUUAAAGAAGCUGUUUUUUUACGUAUAAUAAUCUCACUAAGAGGUGCCAGCACUUUUAAGCUAUUGUCAUAGCAGCCAAUGUUGGGUGUUUUAUGUGGCUUUUUUAACAUUGAAAAAUAAUGGCAAGCUCAUUGCUCAAAAUUGCCUCUUUCCAUUCCAUUGGUCCACAUUUUCCACUGUAAUAACACAUUGGGAUAACACUGUUAACUCUUUUAUUGUAUAGAAAGGAAUCAGAUGCAUCCCACAACGUUUAGAAAGGCUGUUAGAAUCCAUUUAACAAGUAAGUUUGCAAUGCGCAUGAUAUUGUGUGUAUCAUUAAUCCUCCAGAAUCAGGCUUCAGUGGGAGCCAAUCAGAAAUGAAAGAAAACAGGCUCCUGAGAGUGAUUUAUUUAAAUUAAUAGAUUAAAUUCGAAACAGAAGUAAAAAUAGAAACAGUAGAGUAGUAGGAACAAUAUUUGGACCAACCCCUUUAGAAAAGCAUUUUCAAACUAGCAGCUUUGAGGAAUUGUUCUAGCUGCAGCCCACUCAGAUGUUUCCUUAUACAUAUACCUUUGAUAAAAAAAGGAUUAUACGGCCCACAAACAUGCGGUUUACCUGACUCCAGCUGGAGCAAAUUAGUGACCUCUGAACCUUUGGACACAAUAUCAGGCUCAUCAGAAACUGACUUUUCUAAAUCUUUGUUUAAAUUUUGAUCAAAUGGGACAAAUCACUAACUGCAGUUUGUCUUCUCUUUAAAAUGUAAAGCUUUCCAAAUUCCAAUGAUUACUAGUCAGCUGUGAUGUAUGCUAUAGACUGGUGGUUUUGUCUAACCAUGUGCUGCAGUUCUGUGCAAACUAUCAGCGCUGAAAGAUGAGAGAUUGUUAGGUAUUGUCUUUUCAGAGACUAUAAAAUACAUAUGCUGUAUGGCAGAUUAGUAAUUUAUUUAACUGCAUUUGUAGUUGUACAGAAGCCAAGUGAAGUCUGAACUAUAAGGCCCAUGUCCCACGGGGAGAGCCUAGUAGUUAAUCUCUGUAGUUAAUGACCUGUAGUUAAUCUCUGCUACCGUGAGCGACCAGUCUCUGUGAAUUGCCAGUGGAAAGGCAUACCUGUUGCGCAACUUUAGAAAAACUAAGCAAGGCCUAUGCCUUUCCACCAGCAAUUCACUUUGUUGCCGGUGAAAAUGCAUUUUACAGAGAUUAGCCACCUGCAGUAGCAAAGAUUAACCACGGUGACUAAGUCUCCCCGUGGGACAUUAGCCUUAUUUGAAAACCAAGUACUUAUCAUCCAUGAGGGAUGAUCACAUUUAGCUAUAUUGCACUAGAUUUUACUCAUUUACCUGGAACUGGAAGGUCUUAGUGAUGUGUGGGUCAGGAAAAACUCAACCCACACUCGAUCCUAACCUGCAAAACUUUAACCUGCACCAAACCCUAACCCACAAAAUGUUGCCAUUGUAGGGUCUUCUGCCUUCUGCCCUGUACACGACUUCUGCAUGUGCCUUAGGUUCCAAGACAGGAAGCAGAGAAAGAGUGUAUUUCCCCACUCUGAUCACACUCAACCAGAAUUUGCAAUGGUUGCCCAAAUUAUAACCAUAAUCCACCUGACCUAAGGGGAAACUAGCAGGUUCUGUGGGUUGUGGGUCAGCCCACACAGUGCAUAGCUACAUGAAAACAGUGAACAGUUUGACUUGCACAUGGGCUUUAUAGAUAAACUUCCUUAGUUAUUGGACUUAAAACCGAGGUUUAAACAGCAGGUGGGGAUUUCUCCUGUAUGAGUAAUCGUACAAUGCAAAUGUAAAAAAAUAUACUUUACAUAUUUGGACUAAAAUUUGAUUUUCUUCCAAUUAUGUGAAAAUUCUUAUAAAUUUUUCAUAUAUAUCAAUGGAUAAACUCUCAUUUUCACCCAGUAACAAGUAGAAAAUCAAUAGAACAUGGCAGAAUUUCACUCUGGUGAUCUGUGGUUAGCUUCUUUACUCUUUGCAAAUAUUCCCCCUGAAAUCAGAAGUGGGGCAAAUACUGUUUAAAAAUCAUUAAUACCAUAAAAAAUAAAUGGUAAAGAACGAUUCCUAAAUACGAUUCCUGAUUUUAUUCAUGUCUACUUGCUUUCCUUUUCUGAUGGAUGUUCUGUUGCAUACAAGUUUCUGAGACCCCCUGUGAAAUGUAUAAAGCCACAACAAAAUAUUAUGGACCCAAGAUUAUUAUGUGGAAGCCAAAAAGUGUAAUUAACUCACCACAAUAAAACAAUGGUAAUAAGGAAAUUAUCUGAAUUUAAUGUAAAUAUGUAACUAGCGGUUCUGGUGUUGGAUGCUUGUUUGUUAGCUAUGCGGAAGUGGCCUCUUACAACACAAGAUAAGGCUUUAUAGAACUGAAGAACUGAAAUACAGUAUGUUAUCUGUUUUGUAUGAGCAUGUGCACAAAUUGCUGUCCUGUUGGAUAUUGCAUAAAACACAGCUCUUUUCUAUCUGCAACAGAGUUUGCUUUAUUAAUGUGCAAUAACAGCAGUUAAUAUGAAAUAUAUGUAAUGCAGUGCAACCACAACAUUGUUCAAUAAAGAAAUAUAGAAUAUGGUUCAAACUAAA
This is a messenger RNA of Xenopus tropicalis (tropical clawed frog), 7834 nucleotides long. It is a transcript of the gene ncoa7, whose product is annotated as nuclear receptor coactivator 7. Gene Ontology annotation, biological process: positive regulation of DNA-templated transcription. Lineage: Eukaryota; Metazoa; Chordata; Amphibia; Anura; Pipidae. Gene Ontology annotation, cellular component: Golgi apparatus; nucleus. The coding region runs from base 334 to 3069 and encodes 911 amino acids. The transcript is spliced from 14 exons. The record is from RefSeq and is a predicted model, not a curated record.